AUGUCCCUUGUAAUUACGUCUUCCAUUUACCUCGUUGAAACAGCAGCCAGUUUGGAAAUCGUAAAUCUCUCAAUGCCGACGAGUACAGACCCUGGCCCCGAAAUACAACUUGAAAUUCUAACUGACAUUGAUGCCAAUAUCGUACUGCUUGCGACUGUUGUACAUGCUAAUGAUGCAUUGCUACUCCAAUUCGCUGAUGAAGAACGGUAG
Paraglomus brasilianum is the source of this 210-nucleotide messenger RNA. The record is from the annotation of a GenBank genome assembly. Lineage: Eukaryota; Fungi; Glomeromycota; Glomeromycetes; Paraglomerales; Paraglomeraceae.